Molecule: messenger RNA, 3104 nt
Organism: Ipomoea nil (Japanese morning glory)
Lineage: Eukaryota; Viridiplantae; Streptophyta; Magnoliopsida; Solanales; Convolvulaceae
Product: conserved oligomeric Golgi complex subunit 3
Exons: 25
Coding region: 309-2666 (785 amino acids)
Biological process (GO): intra-Golgi vesicle-mediated transport; intracellular protein transport; Golgi organization
Cellular component (GO): membrane; COG complex; cis-Golgi network
Source: RefSeq, a predicted model, not a curated record
UCUUCUCGUUCCAACCGGCAACCCGUUUUUCCCAUUCCAAGUAUUCCAACCUCUUCUUCUUCGUAAUAAAAUUACCGAAAACUGCCGUAAACCCGCCGGAGAAGGUACUGGUUUGAGCGUCCGGAGAACAUACUGGUUUGUACUCUUCGUUUUAGUGCAAACCGACCGACCUUCCCGGGUGGAUAGAAACAGAGUGGUGACACUGCAGCUGCUCUCUGCUUCUAUAUCUGUAUUACGUGUUUGCUACGUGAAUGUUCCACUAAAUCUAAGACGUAAAUUGAGCUGCCUCCGUAGUAGAGAAAAGGAAAAUGGCGACGACUAAAGCGGCAGGGACCGCAGUUGUACCCAAGUCGGAAGCCAUUUCCAAAGGAUACAACUUCGCUUCUACUUGGGAACAGAAUGCUCCAUUGACAGAGCAGCAGCAAGCAGCUAUUCAGUCACUUUCUCAUGCCGUUGCAGAGCGACCUUUUCCUGCCAAUUUGUCUCAGGAUCAUGCUCUUGGACACCACAAUGGUUUCUCCAAUUCAGCAAAGCAAAAUGCUAUGGAGGAUGGUGGGGCCAUUGAGACUGUCUUGGUCAACACCAAUCAGUUCUACAAAUGGUUUAUGGAUCUUGAGGCAGCCAUGAAAUCAGAGACAGAAGAGAAGUAUCAGCAUUAUGUUAACAACUUGACUGAGCAGAUACAAACAUGUGAUGGAAUACUUCAUCAGGUGGAUGAAACACUUGAAUUCUUCAGUUCACUACAACUGCAGCAUCAAGCAGUGGCAACAAAGACUAAGACUCUUCAUGAUGCAUGUGAUAGACUGCUUAUAGAGAAGCAGAAACUAAUUGAGUUCGCAGAAUCACUUCACAGUAAACUCAGCUACUUUGAUGAAUUGGAGAAUGUUGCUACCAGUUUUUAUUCUCCAAGCAUGAAUGUUGCUAACUCAAAUUUUCUUCCAUUGCUCAAAAGACUGGAUGAGUGCAUAACGUAUGUCGAGAGUAAUCCACAAUAUGCUGAAUGCAAUGUUUACUUGGUCAAGUUUCGACAACUUCAGUCUCGAGCUCUUGGUAUGAUUCGAUCACAUGUUCUUUCAGUUCUUAAAAGCACCUCUUCGCAGGUGCAAGCCUCAAUUCGAAGCAGUGGUGGUAGCAAUGCAGUUGUUUCUGAAGGAGUAGAGGCAUCUGUAACUUAUGUCCGCUUCAAAGCAGCAGCAAAUGAGCUUAAGCCAGUGUUGGAGGAAAUUGAAAGUAGAACACCCAGAAAAGAGUAUGUUCAAAUUCUUGAAGAAUGCCACAAACUUUAUUGUGAGCAGCGGCUCUCCUUGAUAAGAAGCAUAGUUCAGCAGCGUAUCUCUGAAUUCUCCAAGAAAGAGGCAUUACCAUCACUAACUAGAUCUGGUUGUGCAUAUCUAAUGCAGGUCUGUCAGCUUGAGCACCAACUGUUCAAACACUUUUUCCCAUCAUCAUCAGAGGAUAUUUCAAGUUUGGCUCCUCUAACAGAUCCUCUGUGUACAUACUUGUAUGAUACAUUACGACCAAAACUUAUCCAUGAAAAAAAUCUUGAUGUUCUUUGUGAGUUGGUUGAUAUCCUUAAAGUCGAAGUUCUAGAAGAACAAGUAAGCAGGCGGGGUGAGUCAUUAGCUGGGCUACGUCCAACAUUAGACAGAGUUUUAGCAGAUGUUCAUGAACGAUUGACUUUUCGUGCCCGUACAUAUAUUCGCGACGAGAUUGCAAAUUAUUUUCUUGUGGAUGAGGAUUUGGAUUACCCUAGAAAGUUGGAGCCAUCAGCUGAAACAAACUCAGAAGCAGAAGCAGCUUUGCUGGCUGAUCAAAAUGCAAUCAAAAUGUGGUACCCUCCCCUGGAGAAAACUGUAUCUUGCCUGUCAAAGCUGUAUAAUUCUCUAGAGCCAGCCGUUUUCACUGGUUUGGCACAGGAAGCAGUAGAAGUGUGCUCUCUAUCCAUUCAAAAAGCUAGCAAACUUGUUAUAAAGAGAUCAUCUCUGAUGGAUGGGCAACUGUUCCUAAUAAAGCAUCUUCUUAUCCUAAGGGAGCAGAUUGCACCAUUUGAUAUUGAAUUCUCGGUCACGCACAAGGAGCUUGAUUUUUCACAUUUAUUGGAACAACUCAGGCGGAUUCUUAGGGGACAGGCAUCAAUUUUUGAUUGGUCAAGAUCAACUUCAUUGGCAAGGACGUUGUCUCCACGAGUUUUGGAAAGCCAAGUUGAUGCCAAGAAGGAACUGGAGAAAAGCCUAAAAUCUACUUGUGAGGAGUUCAUUAUGUCAGUCACUAAGCAAAUUGUGGAGCCCUUGCUUUCUUUUGUUACCAAGGUUACUGCUGUUAAAGUUGCACUAUCUGGUAGUCAAAAUCAAAAGACUGAAUCUGCAAUUGCAAAGCCCCUCAAGGAUCAAGCUUUUGCUUCUAUGGAAAAGAUUGCUGAAAUUCUUCAAAAGGUUAAUGCAGCGAUUGAUCAAGAUUUGCCUAGGGUUUUGGAAAAGAUGAGGCUUUAUCUACAGAACCCAUCUACACGUGCAAUACUUUUCAAACCAAUAAAGACUAAUAUCAUUGAAGCAUAUUCUCAAGUAUUAUCACUUCUGAAAAAAGAGUAUUCACCAGAGGACACACAAAAUAUUUUGAAUAUGAUCUCAUUAGAGGAUCUGGAAGUAAAACUUGACAGCCUCCUGUAAUGUAAUGAUACCAUACUGUCCACACAUAGAGGCACCAGUUUCGGCACAGAUUCAGCAUGGAAGGACCCUUUCACGAGUAAAAACUAUAUAUAAACCUAUAUGUUUUGCCCCUUGCAGUAUUUUUCAUCAUCACAAAGAACCACCAGCUCUGUAUGAUAGAGAAUUAGAGGUCCGAUUAUUCAAUUUAUUACCCCAGCGAGGAAACAGUGAGGCAUUUGUUUUCCCAGAGUUUUACAAGUUUUUUGAUAUGUAUUAUUGAUGUUAUAGAGUAGCUAGGAUAAGUUCAUAUUCAAGUAUCAAAGUAGAAUUGUGUAGCAGACUGCCAAUGGAUCUCAAUGCUUGUGGUUUUGAAUGUCUUAUAAAUGUAGUAGAGGGUAAUAAACUAUCUGCUAGUUCUUAGUCUCGUGCAUUCAUUUGAUUGACACAGAAUUCUCAAAA